Molecule: messenger RNA, 2593 nt
Organism: Eremomyces bilateralis CBS 781.70
Lineage: Eukaryota; Fungi; Ascomycota; Dothideomycetes; Eremomycetales; Eremomycetaceae
Product: WD40 repeat-like protein
Exons: 4
Coding region: 279-2327 (682 amino acids)
Biological process (GO): protein phosphorylation
Molecular function (GO): ATP binding; protein kinase activity; protein binding
Source: RefSeq, a predicted model, not a curated record
CCGGAAUUUAUUGCGCCGUUUAUCCAGCUAAUAAAACGUGUUGGUGUUGGUUAACUGCAGUGUGUAAACUGUAAUGCGAUGCAGAGAGCAUGGUCCGCCGUUUCCUCUCUGGGCAUUCUUGAUUCUUGGCCAAAGACAUGGUUCCCAAAAAGCGCCGACCCCGCCCCAUCGAUUUGCAUCUAGAGCAGUUUCACCGACCUCCAGUGACUUGAGCCUUUUGAAAACUGCCUGACGAGGACUUUUAUCAACUGGCAUAGGAUGGAAAUUCGGUCCAAACGAUGCCUCGAUUGCCCGGUCUCGUGCAAGAAUCAAAAAUAAUUACAGACAUUCGCGAUUCUUUAAUUGUCCAUACAUUUCCCGAUACUAACGAAGCGGGCAGACGAUCGUCUCGAAAAGAAUGCUGGAAGCCGGAAAAACGCCUUGGGCGUGGACGAUCUGGGCAGGUACAACUACAAAGAUGCACUACGGGAGGCACACAACAGGAUGCUCUACGAGCAGUAAAGAUCAUCGAAAAGGGAUCGAAUCAGAAUUUCAAUAGGGAGUUAGAAACGAUAGCAAAAUUCUCUAACUAUCGAUAUGAACAGUGGUUUGUAAAAUCAUUUGGAUGGUAUGAAGAUGCGAACUCGAUAUUCAUUACAAUGGAAUAUUGCCGUUACGGCGAUCUUCAUUCCUACCUUAAGAAGCAACGUCGUCUACCUGUUCUAGAAGUCCAGCAAUUGAUAUGUCAAGUACUUGAAGGUCUUGAUCAAAUGCACCAAAAUGAUUUCACUCAUGGGGAUCUAAAUCCAUCAAAUAUUCUCAUUAAGUUGAUGCCACCAGAGGAGAGUUGGUGGAUUGUGCUUACCGAUUUUGCUAUCAGCAAACGAGCGAACGAAGAUAAUAGCCCUACAACAGCGAUUAAAGGCACAGUAGGAUUUAUAGCGCCGGAAUUGCUAGGCUUUCCGAGUCUUCCUAGACCUAAAGAAACCUCCGGCUUUAGAGCAGCAGAUUUAUGGGCUCUUGGUGAGAUUGCCUUUAUAAUGCUUACUAGCGAAGCAACGUUCCCAUCCCAGUGGCACCUAGGGCGAUACUGUCAAGGACAGCAGAGAUUCCCGUCCGAUCGACUUUCGCCAUUCGCUGGAGACGAUGGCAUAGAUUUCAUCAGCAGCCUCAUGGAGAUACAUCCAGAGAAUCGAAUAGAUACCACCCAAUGCCUCGAACAUAGCUGGAUAAAGCCGCAGCGUGUAAAUCUGGAAGAAGAGAUUUCUGGACUGGGCUUAGGACAAGAUAGCUCAAGUUACUCGGCUAGCUUGACAAACGUAUCACAUCCGGACUGUAUUCUAGAAACAGUUCAACGAAGCCCGGCAAAGUCGUCAGACUUGUACCAAAGAGGUUCAAGGCAGCCCCAACUUGAGCGGAUUUGCAGCAAUCCAUCAACCUCUAGGACUGGCAAGGAAUCGUUAUUCCUACCGGGAGCGGCACCGAAAACGCUCGAGGGGCAUACGGGUUACGUCGACGCCAUUGCCUUUUCGCCGGAUGGCAAGAUACUGGCGUCGGCAUCGAGGGACCAUACCGUCAGGCUAUGGGACGUCCCGUCGGGAGCGGCGCUAGAGACGCUCGAGUGCCAUACAAAUGACGUCUACGCCGUGGCCUUCUCCCUAGACGGUAAGAGGCUGGCGUCGGCAUCGGGUGACCAUACCGUCAGGCUAUGGGACGGCCAGUCGGGAGCGGCACUAAAGAUGCUCGGGGGCCAUACAUAUUUCGUCUACGCCGUGGCCUUCUCGCCGGACGGCAAGGUACUGGCGUCGGCAUCAGGGGACGAUACUGUCAGACUGUGGAACGGCCAGUGGGGAGCAGCGCUAAAGACGCUUGCGGGCCAUUCAAAUGCCGUCGACGCCGUGGUCUUCUCGCCGGACGGUAAGACGCUGGCAUCGGCAUCGUGGGACCAUAGCGUCAGGCUGUGGAACGGCCAGUCAGGAGCGGCGCUAAAGACGCUCACCGGACAUACAAAUUUCGUCUACGCCGUGGCCUUCUCGCCGGACGGCAAGACGCUGGCGUCGGCAUCGGGGGACUACACCGUCAGGCUGUGGGACGCCCGGUCGGGAGCGGCGCUAAAGACGCUUGCGGGCCAUUCAAAUGCCGUCAACGCCGUGGUCUUCUCGCCGGACGGCAAGACGCUGGCGUCGGCAUCGGGUGACCAUACCGUUAGGCUAUGGGACGGCCGGUCGGGAGCGGCGCUAAAGACGCUUAAGAGACAUACAAAUGAUGUCUACGCCGUAGCCUUCUCGCCGGAGGGCAAGACGCUCGCGUCGGCAUCGUGGGAUAAAACCGUCAGGCUUUGGACAUAAUUGGCCCCUGGAGCAAUUCCAUGUAGUUCUAUCCACAGUACUCAAAUACACAGCGAAGACGAGUGAUCAGCGGUAUAUUGAAGCAGAGGAGGGCCAGGAAAGGCCUCACAAGUAUCUCUUCUCCUACGGACAUUUUACCAUGCGGGCAUUCGAAUGUCCAUUUCUGACCUCACCAAUAUCAGCGUAUCUGUUUUCUAACCUGGUUUUUCCCUGCGUACUUUUCCCCUGCGGACAUUCGAAAGUCCACUACCUCACCGAUAUCAGCG